AUGAAGGCUGAUGUGGAUGGCAUCGCAGAACAGCUAUGGGCUUUGAUUGAGCUCAGAGUGGAGGCCGAGCUGGCACGGCGCAGUGCUGAGCUUGACCGUCGUGAGCAGGAUCUACAGGGGAGAGAAGAAGCGGUGCGCAAGCGGGAGCUGGCCUUGAAAGCAGCCGCUGAGACUCCAACACCUGCCCGUGCAAGUCACCAGGCUGAAAGUGAACGCACAGAUGGAUGCAAGGAGGCCUCCAGAAGCUCCGAUUUGCUGGCAGAGCGAGGGAGUGGCAUGGUGCAGCACCUGCAGUCCAAACUUUUUGCACAGCCUGUGUCAAACAAAUCAAAUGAUGCACGUGGUCAGACUGCCGACUUCAAGGAGCAGACCGCUCCUCAAAAGGCAACUUCUCCAUCCUUGCUCUUUCAGGCUCCCAAAGAUCAACCGGCGCAGAGCAGCGAGGUCUCCUCUGAGCCAAAAUCUGGAGCAGGCAAUCAAUCUCAAGACUCACCGCCUGAUGUUUAUACAGCUUCUGCUGGAACGGCGUCACAACUAAAGGAGCGCUUUGAACCAAAGGCGUCAGCUUCAAGCUCCGAAGGCAACGUUCGUCCCUACAGGCACUCUGCGCCAGUGGGGAAGAGCGCAGCAGAGUUCUCUCAAGUCUCCGCUGGCACUGCUGGUGAACUCAAGGAGAGAAUGCGCAAGAAGUGCGACAAAAUUCCAAAACUCCAGAGCGACGGAGCUCGUGGAAAGCGGCUGAUGAGAUGUGCCAAAUGGCAAUGUAGCCUGCAUAUGUUGACCACGACACAAGAGGACUGGGCCAGCAUCGAGCGUGAGCUGGCAGCAAAGGAAGCUGAGCUUUUGCAGAAGGAGACUCAAGAGGGCAGCAAUUUGAAGGAAGAGCACUUGAAUGGCUACAGGUAUGUGCCAACCAUCAAGGUCGUGGACAAAGCUUCCUGGGAUACCUUUGCAGUGCCACAUAUAAGACCGACUUGCACGUCAGAGACCUGGUACCACAAAGACCUCCUCUUUGAGAUCGGAGAGGGUAUCGCAUACCUCACAUUGAACAGGCCAGAUGUGAACAAUGUGCUGAGCGCCUCAAUGGCCCAAGCGUUGCAGGAUGCCACUUGUGAGCUUCACCAACGUCGAGACAUCCGCAUAGUGGUCCUUCGAGCAGAGGGAAGCAUGUUUUGCGCUGGUGGGGACCCAAAGCAUUUCUUCGAUGCCUUGGCAAUGUCGGAGCGAGACGAUCGCAAGGCAGCCAUCGGCUUCAUGAAGUUCCUUUUCUGGUUCCAGAGCCUUCCACAAUUCACAGUCGGGUUGGCGCAGGGCUCCGCCAUGGGCAGUGGAAUUGCAUUGCUUUGUGCUUGUGACAUGGUGUUGGCAGCAAGCAACGCUCGGUUCACUUGCUCAGAGGUCAAACUGGGAUUCUGCCCAGCUGCCAUUGCCCCGUUCCUGACACGAAAGGUCGGGUCGGCCUUUGCCAAGCGGCUUUUGUGCAUGGCAGAGAACAUCUCCGCGGAGCAAGCAAAGCGAAUGGGCCUGGUGUCUGACGUAGUCGAAGAAGAGGGUGAGUUUUCAGACUACAUGAAGGAGAUUUGCGAGAAAGUUACGUACUGUACUGAGCAAUAG
This is a messenger RNA of Durusdinium trenchii, 1614 nucleotides long. The record is from the annotation of a GenBank genome assembly. NCBI's taxonomy places the organism in Eukaryota, Dinophyceae, Suessiales, Symbiodiniaceae.